Mytilus trossulus (common blue mussel) is the source of this 1538-nucleotide messenger RNA. RefSeq lists its product as uncharacterized. Gene Ontology annotation, molecular function: protein binding. NCBI's taxonomy places the organism in Eukaryota, Metazoa, Mollusca, Bivalvia, Mytilida, Mytilidae. The coding region runs from base 29 to 1216 and encodes 395 amino acids. The transcript has 10 exons. The record is from RefSeq and is a predicted model, not a curated record.
AAGACACAAGACUAACUAAGCUGGCACUAUGUUCUGUAUGUUGAUUAUAAUUUUGACCGCCGGCUUUUUACAAGAAGUUUAUGCUAGUAGGUGUACUGCAGAAGAACUAUCUAUGUGUUCUUGUGAAGGAACAAAAGUGUUUUGUGAAUUUGCUGGUUUUACAGAAAUACCUAUCAAUAUACCCAAAUCAACAACCAAAUUAUUCCUAAAAGGAAAUUCUAUUACUGCAAUAACAUCCGCCUCGUUAUCCAGAUUGACAUCGCUUAAUAAGUUAGAUUUAUCGAAUAAUGACAUUUCAAGUGUAGAAAGCGGUGCAUUUAACAGUCUUCAUUCGUUGAAAAGUGUUUCCUUAAAAAGAAACCCAUUGGUAUGCUGCAAGAUGACCAAUUUGAUUAGAUGGGCAUACACUAAAAAAUUGUGUAUGUUCCUUGGCACAUGCACUUAUUAUAACAUGAUCACCGACAUCCGCAAGUUUGACACAACACGCUGUUCUUAUCUAGAAGCAAUGCCUUGUAUAAUGAGUGCAUGGACUAACUGGCAAGCACCAGAUGCCACGGGAACUAUAUACAGAUAUAGAACUGUAGUCAGACCUCCCUUAAAUGGUGGCAAUAAAUGUGAAGAACUUUUCGAACUUAAGAAAGAACAAAUACCUUGUAUGCUGAGUGAAUGGACAAUUUGGAGUUCAGCAGAUGCAACUGGAACAGCUUCCAGAUACAGGACAGUCAUUAGACCUACUCUUAAUAAUGGCACAGAAUGUGGAGACCUUCUGGAAUCAAGGAAAGUACCACUGCCAUGUAUCAGGAGUGAUUGGUUUCCAUGGAGUCAAGACGCCACAGGAACGCGUAGUAGAUACAGACUUGUAACUAGACCUGCAAUUAAUGGGGGCAAGGGAUGUGAAGACCUUUUUCAAGGAUUGAGAGUACCACUACCAUGUACUACGAGUGAUUGGUUUCCAUGGAGUUCACCAGACACCACAGGAACAGUUGCCAGAUACAGAUAUGUACUAAGACCUGCUCUUAAUGGGGGCAAGGGAUGUGGAGACCUUUUGGAUCUAAGGAAAGAACCACUGCCAUGUAUCCUCAGUCCCUGGUCACCGUGGGGUACACCAGAUGCAAAUUCAGUAGGUUUCAGAUCCAGAACUGUGAUCAGACCUGCUCUUAAUAAUGGCACGGAAUGUAAUGGGAAUCUUCUGGAAAGUAAACAUUCUGGAAAGUAAACAAUUUACAUAAAAUAGCGCAAUGAAGGACUACACACAGAAUAUUGGCUAAUGAAAUCUACCAAGGAUCCUUGCAUCUAUGGAUUGCGGAAAGCUGUAUAGAGAAUUAUGUCAAAUUACCUUCACGUUGUUUCAUAAAUUGGCGGGAUUGUGCAUAACAAAUGUUUGUGUACAUUUAUAUUACAAGGGAUUUUUAUUAUUUUUGUGUGUCUCUCCUUAUUCUUAAUUAUGUAUUUUGUGUAUCUCACAUGUGUAACGGGUUGUGUACUAAUGUAUGUUAAUUUAUAGUGAUGUAAUGAGGGUUAAACCAUUGGUAACUGUU